GUAGGGCUGACGUACUAGGAAGUGUCUUGAAGACAACACAACUGCAGCUGGCUAAUCAGCAGUCAUCGGCGUGUUACUAUGGCCAUAACAGAACAAAUACAGCGACACUUGACACUCUUUCUCUAGAAAGUUUAGCUCCAAAAAGAGCGAACAGGUAUUUUUUUAUCAUUCAUUCUUACACUUGGGAGGCCUCUACAAUGUCUUCUGGCUGUCCACCGCAGUCACCUGCUGUGGCAAAGUCUGAGGUAGCAAUAGAGGGAGAAUGCCCGCUGCUGGCUGCCACCUUUGCCUACUGGGACAACAUCCUGGGUCCGCGGGUGCGCCACAUCUGGGCACCGAAGGGUGACCAGUUCAUGUUCCUCAGUGAUGGAGACGUCACAUUUCUGGCCAAUCACACACUGAACGGGGAGAUUCUGCGCAGUGCUGAGUGUGGCGCUGUGGAUGUGAAGUUCUUUGUCCUGGCAGAAAAGGGCGUCAUCAUCGUGUCUCUCAUCUUCGACGGCGAGCUGAAGGGGGACAAGAACACGUGUGCCUUGUCCAUUAUCCUGCCUCAGACAGAGCUGGCCUUCUACCUGCCUCUGCACACCAUCUGUGUGGAGAGGCUAAAGCAUGUUAUCCGCAGGGGACGCAUUUGGAUGCAGAAGGGCUACAACAUCAUCUCAGUGCUGAGCUUGGAGAUUGUCCCUAUCAUGGAGCUGUUGGCCUCUAUGAAGACAUACAGUGUUCCAGAAGAUAUAGACAUAAAAGACACCGUGCUAAAUGAUGAUGACAUCGGGGACAGCUGCCACGAGGAUUUCCUCCACAAGGCCAUCAGCUCUCAUCUGCAGACUUGCGGCUGUUCAAUAGUGGUUGGAAGCAACCCAGAGAAAGUAAAUAAGAUCGUGCGGACCCUCUGCCUCUUCCUCACCCCGGCCGAGAGGAAGUGCUCUCGCCUCUGCAAGGCCGACUCUUCCUUCAAAUAUGACACAGGCCUGUUCGUUCAGGGUCUGCUCAAGGACUCCACAGGCAGCUUCGUCCUACCCUUCCGCCAGGUGCUCUACUCUCCUUACCCCACCACGCACAUCGACGUCGACAUCAACACAGUCAAGCAGAUGCCGCCGUGCCAUGAGCACACGUACAACCAGCGGCGCUACAUGCGAUCGGAGCUGAGCGCGCUCUGGAAGACAGACAGCGAGGAGGACAUUCCCCCCGACACAGUCAUUCACACUGACGAGACCUUCACUCCUGACCUGAAUAUAUUUCAAGACGUGAUGCAUAAAGACACUUUGGUGAAGUCCUUCAUAGAUGAGGUGUUCAUGCUGAAGCCAGGCCUGUCCCUGCGGAGCACCUAUCUGGCGCAGUUCCUGCUGCUGCUCCACAGGAAGGCCCUCGCACUGCUCAAGUACAUCGAGGACGAAACGCAAAAAGGUAAGAAGCCGUUUCGAUCCUUGCGAAACUUAAAGACGGACCUGGAUCUGACAGUGGAAGGAGACCUGCACAUUGUGAUGGCCUUCGCUGAGAAGCUGAGGGCAGGACUGCACUCGUUUGUGUUUGCAAAGUCAAUGUACACCAGCAUGCAGGAACGAGACGUACUCAUGAGCUUCUGACUGCGUUCUUCACCUGCGCUUUAUGUAUUGGACGGUUAAUGGAAACAGACAUUUUGUCGUCUUGUUUUAUUGUUACAUGAAUGCAUGCACAUGCCUGCUCUUUGAGACAACCAUUAGCCUGGAUAUUUAUUUUGCUUUGCUGAAAACGAAAAAAACAAACCUUCCUUUUGUGUCUUGAUCAGUACAAGUCAUAAUUUAAUUUCAAAGAUGUAUUGUUACUGCUGUUAUGAGCCAUUAGAAUUAAAGUUUUGAUAUAUUGCCUUGAUCAACUGUAAGCAUAAUGUGAGGUUAAUGUUUUUAGAAGACUUAAAUUAUUCUCUGCAGGAUGAAUUAUUCAUGUGUUCUAUGCCUUCUGUUAAUUGAGGGUCUGUAUUAAUUUAUGGUGUUAAAAUUGGCUGAGUUGCCCACCAGGACAAUUUAAUUAAAAGUUAUAUUUAUUAAAACACGA
Messenger RNA from Morone saxatilis (striped sea-bass), 2034 nucleotides. It is a transcript of the gene c9orf72, whose product is annotated as C9orf72-SMCR8 complex subunit. The transcript has 10 exons. The record is from RefSeq and is a predicted model, not a curated record. Gene Ontology annotation, cellular component: endosome; autophagosome. Gene Ontology annotation, molecular function: guanyl-nucleotide exchange factor activity. Lineage: Eukaryota; Metazoa; Chordata; Actinopteri; Moronidae. Bases 198 to 1586 code for a protein of 462 amino acids. Gene Ontology annotation, biological process: autophagy; endocytosis.